AUGAAGGAAGAUGAGAUCACGGCAAUGGCACAAGGACACCUGCAUGCAUCACCGGCAGAAUUCAAAGAGGUAAUGAAAGAAGUGAAGAAAAAACAAAUGGCAGAGAUCAAACAGUCGGUCCGUCAACAAUUUCAGAAAACACUCCCAAAAUACCUCUCUGCUCUUGAAUCAUCAAACAACAAAAUUCUUACAGAUGCAAAGGAGAGAAUCAAUAGUGCUGUUGCAGACCAACUCCAACAGCUGCAACAGAAGAUUGGCAGACAAGAAUGCGACCUAAAGGAUGGUAUUACAAAACUAAUAACAAACAUAACAAACAAGGUCAUGAAUCUACUCAAGACUAAGCAGAAAAAGGAAGCCUCCAAACCAAAGAACCACAAAAAGUCGCUCCAAGAUGCAUAA
Molecule: messenger RNA, 399 nt
Organism: Cylindrotheca closterium
Lineage: Eukaryota; Bacillariophyta; Bacillariophyceae; Bacillariales; Bacillariaceae
Source: the annotation of a GenBank genome assembly